Messenger RNA from Linum tenue, 807 nucleotides. The record is from the annotation of a GenBank genome assembly. Lineage: Eukaryota; Viridiplantae; Streptophyta; Magnoliopsida; Malpighiales; Linaceae.
CUAUCAUCUCCAUCAUCGACCCAGCACCUGCCGCCGCAUCUCCUUCAUCCUUUGCGCCGGUCCAGCACUCGGGUUCGCCCUCCGCCGCAGCCCUUCCCUGCCCCCCAGCGCAGCAGCUUCCCUGUUCUCGCUCCCCGUCCUCUCCUCGGCGUAGCUGUACUCGCACGACGUGUCGUCGAAGGAGAAGCUCCUGGAGGAGUAGCAGAAGCUCUCCGUUUCGUCGACGACGCCGUCUUCUCCUUCCUCCUCCUCCUUCUCGUCUCAGGGGCGACCACGGCGCUGGGUUUUUUUCACAUCCACAGGAGAUUGAUGGGUGAGGAGGGAAAAUAGACCAAGCUCUGAAUCGGAUUCCACACACCCAGCUUCUCUGCUCCCCAAACCCAGUUCCAUUGCGCACGUCGAGUGAUCAGCCCUACAGGCUGCGCAAGUUCAAGCUGCUGCUGGUUUAUGAGUAUGUGCGCCAGCCAGAUGUGGAGGUUGGUGUGGGAUUAAUGUUCUUCCAGCAAUUUGGGGGGACUAAUGCUAUUGCAUACUAUCCUAGUAUGCUAGGUCCAUUUUUGAGGCAGUUGGUAAUCAACUUUAAUCAUCACCUUCAUCAGGUCAUCAACAGAUCCAGUUUUCCCUAAUGAAAAUUGACACUCUUUAUGGAUUAAUUGUAAGGUGAUUUUGACUUUUUAGAUGUAAUUUGCAUUUUUUUUAUUUGAUUUGGAUUUAUCGUAAGGUAAUUUAGAAUUUUUAGAUGUAACUUUAAUUUUCUGGAAUUAAUUUUGAGUUUUUCGAAUUAAUUAGGAAUUUUGUUAUAGGAAU